Eutrema salsugineum is the source of this 2860-nucleotide messenger RNA. Its product is annotated as two-component response regulator-like APRR7. Lineage: Eukaryota; Viridiplantae; Streptophyta; Magnoliopsida; Brassicales; Brassicaceae. The coding region runs from base 350 to 2536 and encodes 728 amino acids. The record is from RefSeq and is a predicted model, not a curated record. The transcript has 9 exons. Gene Ontology annotation, molecular function: protein binding. Gene Ontology annotation, biological process: cytokinin-activated signaling pathway; phosphorelay signal transduction system.
AAAAAAAAAAUCGGUGGCUUAUGGUCGUCUCCGAUUUCCACUCUCUGGGAGACAGAAAAACCUCAUAAUCAAAUUGUUCACUCUCCUUUAUAUUUGUUCUCUCUGAAGCUGAGAAGCUUCGAUUCUUGUGUAUUUGCUUGCCUUUUCUUGAUUAUGAUGUCGUUUUGAGUCUAUGUUUCUCUUUCCCAACCGUUAGCUGCUUUCUGCUGGAUCCAUUUUAUUCUGGUUGAAGAGGUCCUUACUGUUGUCUUCUUGGAGUUGUUUUCCCCGAGACCAUUCUACUUGAAGAGAAGCAUUUAAGUGUAUUAAUACUUUGAUCAUCUGAACUCAGCGAAGUAGAGUUGGUGUGAUGAAUGUUAAUGAGGACGGUGAGGGUUCGCGUUACCCAAUCACUGAUCCAAAAACUGGAGAAACGAAUUUCGAGAGGAUUGAGAGUCGGACAGAGAGGCAUAGUGGAGAAGAUAAAGCCAAUGGAAACACUUUGGAUGUGAAGAACGGGAGUGCAGGGGCUGGGCAAGGCUCUGCUGGACUGCAAAUUCCACAGUCGCAACAAACAGCGGCUACUGUUUGUUGGGAAAGGUUUCUUCAUGUGAGAACCAUAAGAGUUCUGCUAGUUGAAAAUGAUGACUGCACUCGUUAUAUCGUUACUGCGCUUCUUCGUAAUUGUAGCUAUGAAGUUGUUGAGGUUGCAAAUGGUGUACAAGCUUGGAAGGUGUUAGAAGAUCUAAACAAUCAUAUUGAUAUUGUGCUAACGGAGGUAGUUAUGCCUUACUUAUCUGGUAUCAGCCUCUUAUGCAAGAUUUUGAAUCACAAAUCUCGUCGGAACAUCCCUGUCAUCAUGAUGUCAUCUCAUGACUCAAUGGGGCUCGUCUUUAAGUGCUUAUCAAAAGGAGCAGUUGACUUUCUCGUUAAGCCGAUAAGAAAAAACGAGCUUAAAAUCCUUUGGCAACAUGUUUGGAGAAGAUGUCAAAGUUCUAGCGGCAGUGGGAGUGAAAGUGGAACACAUCAAACUCAAAAGUCUGUGAAAUCAAAGAGUAUUAGAAAAUCUGACAACGAUUCAGGAAGUAGUGGUGAGAAUGAAAAUGGGAGCAUUGGCCUGAAUGCUAGUGAUGGAAGUAGUGAUGGGAGUGGGACGCAGAGCUCUUGGACGAAAAAAGCUGUGGAGGUUGAUGACAGUCCACGAACAGUAUCUCCAUGGGAUCGAGUUGAUAGCACCUGCGCACAAGUGGUACAUUCCAACCCCGAGGUUCCCAGUAAUCACUUGGUUGCAGCACUUGCUGAGAAGAAGAAUCAAGAACAGGAUGAAAAAUUUGAAGAUGUCACAAUGGGUAGAGAUUUGGAGAUUAGUAUUCGUAGAAAUCAGGAUCUGGCACUGGAGCCAAAAGAUGAACCCCUAACUAAAACUACUGGCAUUAUGAGACAGGAGAAUUCAUUUGAAAAAAGCUCUAGUAAAUGGAAAAUGAAAGUUGGAAAAGGACCAUUGGACCUCAGUAGCGAAAGCCCUUCAAGUAAACAAAUGCAUGAAGAUGGAGGCUCGGGGUUCAACGCUAUGUCUAGCCACCUUCAAGAUAACAGAGAACCCAAGGCGCCUAACACACACUGCGACAUAUUAGAUACAAGUGAAGCUGCUGUCAAAAUUUCUGAAGUGACAAUGCAAGUGGAACAUAGUUCAAAGAGGCAUAGAGGACUUAAAGAUGAUGGGACAGUAGUUAGGGAUGAUCGGAAUGUGCUAAGACGUUCAGAGGGUUCAGCUUUCUCAAGGUAUAAUCCAGCCUCAAAUGCACAUAAGCUUUCUGGCGGGAACUUGGGAAGCAAUUCUCUUCAUGAUAAUAAUAGCCAAGAUCUUAUAAAAAAGACUGAAGCGGCAUGUGAUUGUCACUCAAACAUGAACGAUAGUCUGCCCAAUAAUCAUCACUCACGUGUCGGUAGUAAUAACUUUGAAAUGAGUUCCACAACUGAGAACAACGCUUUCACAACGCCAGGAGCUCCAAAAGUAAGCUCAGCAGGAUCUUCAUCAGCCAAGCAUUCAUCGUUUCAGCCUCUACCUUGUGAUCAUCACCAAUCGUCCUAUAAUCUUGUUCACAUCCCUGAGCGGAAGUUACCGCCACAAAGUGGAUCCUCGAAUGUGUACAAUGAGGCGAUUGAAGGUAACAACAACACAGUGAAUUACAGUCUGAAUGGAAGUGUAUCAGGUAGUGGUCAUGGAAGCAAUGGCCCAUAUGGAAGCAGCAAUGGUGUGAAUGCUGGAGGGAUGAAUAUGGGAAGUGAUAAUGGUGCUGGGAAAAGUGGAAGUGGCGAUGGUAGCGGAAGCGGAAGUGGAAGCGGUAAUAUGACAGACGAAAAUAAGAUCUCUCAAAGGGAAGCUGCUUUGACAAAGUUCCGUCAGAAGAGAAAAGAGAGAUGCUUCAGAAAGAAGGUACGAUACCAAAGCCGGAAAAAACUAGCAGAACAACGCCCUCGUGUCCGUGGCCAAUUUGUCCGUAAAACAGCCGCUGCAACAGACGAUAACGACAUAAAAAACGCCGAAGAUAGCUAACGGGCUCUUCUCAGCCCCUCCCCAAAAAAAAUUAGUAACGUUCUCAUCGUCUUUGUUGGGAACAAUCAAUCUAUCUAUCAAUCACCUGUUUUAACAAUUUUUAUUUACCCUCAAAGUCUGAUUCUUUGAUACUAUUAUUCCACGAAACAAUGACACGACGACAUUUGAUUGUUUGUUAUUGUCGUCGUUGUAUGGUCUGGUUUGUGGAUUUAGGACGAAGGGUUUGGUUCAUGAGUUCGAGGAUGUAGUUGUAGAUGUUGUAAACUUGUAAAACAGUAACCACUGUUGUAUAUUUUUGUAUAAGCUUGCUUUUGGGCCAUAGUA